CGCAUUUUAGUUGAUCGCUGUAGCUCCCGCACGACGCGUGAGAUCGACACUGUGUUCCAACGUAAAGACAUAUUUAAAGACGGACAAUAUUUUUUGAAAAUCAUAUUAAUUUUUACCAUAAUCAAUCAUCAUUUUUUCCUCCAAUUUUUAAUUUUCGCUUUUCUAUUCAAAAAUCUUUUUUCCUUUUCUUAUUUUUUUUUUUUUUUUCAUUCUUUCCUCUUGAAAUCCUUUUUACGUUAUUCACGUUCGUUUCCCAAGGAUAUCGAUUAUUAUUAAUUAUAUUUUAAUUUUUUAAUCGAAAUCUUUUUUCGUUAUCGCGUAAGUUUGCAUAAUUUCAUUUUGAAAAUUUUUAACGAUCCCUUCUUCGAUAAAUGUAAUGUAAAUUAUCGAAGAGAUUUUGAAUUAGUGAACAUCGAUACGAUCGAGAAUUAAUCGAAAACGAGAAACAACCGUGUGCUUGUUUUGAGGUAGCAACGUGCUCGACGCACGAGAUCUCUCGACGAGAAAGCGUGACGAGACACGCACAAGUUGAGCGAUAAAGAUAGAGAUCUCGACAAACAUCUGUUCUAUGUUUUCGGCUUAAGAAAGAGAUAACACACAAUUAACGAAUAUAAAACGUGAACGAAUCGCAAAGAUACAAAAUAGCUGCGCAACCAGGCAGUGAUAUGAAGAAUACACAAACCAACAUUUAUGUUGAAGUGAACGGCAAGCAAAUCUCAAAUGGAAAAGAAGAGAUUGUUGAGAAUGAGAAUGACGAAGUGGAUGCUGUUCAACAAGCUAUCGGGAAUCUUGGUAGAUGGCAAAUAUACGUAUGCCUGGCAAUUUCUCUGGUCAAAUUUCCGAUCGCUUGGCAUCAGCUUGCGAUCGUCUUCAUGGCGCCGCAUCAAGUUUACAAUUGUACCUCGCCAACACGCACAGAAACGGCCGAUCAGUGCGUAACCAAUGUGAAUGGAACGUUGUUAGACUGCACAGAAUGGGAAUACGACAGGAGAACGUUCACAGAGACAAUAAUAUCGCAGUGGAACUUAGUAUGCAGUCGAACGCAUUAUGCCAAUAUCCAGCAAUCUAUUUUGAUGUUUGGCGUACUUUUGGGCAAUAUUAUAUUUGGCAAUCUAGCAGAUAGGUACGGUAGAAAGAUGCCGUUAAUGAUAUCCGUAGUUCUUCAACUAGCUUCCGGUAUCGGAUGCGCUGUUGUACCAUGGUUUCCGGCCUUGUUGUUAAUGAAAUUACUUAGCGCCUUAGCUACCGGGGGUACUAUGGUUACCAGUUAUGUCAUUUGUAUGGAGAUUGUUGGAACAAAAUGGCGAGCAGCCAUUACAGUACUUUAUCAAAUUCCAUUUAGUUUGGGUCACAUGUCAUUGGCCGGUCUAGCAUAUUAUUUCCGUCAUUGGCAACAUCUUCAAAUCGCUAUCACGCUACCCUCUGUCAUUCUUCUAAGUUAUUGGUGGAUCGUGCCCGAAUCUCCUAGAUGGUUGCUCGCUUUUGGAAAACAACGAGCAGCUUGUAAAAUUCUGCAGAAGGCGGCCAAUAUUAACAAUAUAAAAAAUAAAGACAUUCCAAACAUGGUCAAACAACAUUGUUUGCAUCAGAACUCGAAGCGAUCGGAUUUCGAUUACAAAGCGUCGUUUCUCGAUUUGUUUCGUACGCCUAAUAUGAGGAUAAAAUCUUUGUCGAUUUUCUUCAAUUGGAUCGUUUGCGGGAUGGGUUUAUUCGGAAUGUCCCAAUACAUAGGUCAAGUCGGUGGUAAUAUUUUUGUCAAUUUCACUGUUUCUGGAGCAAUUCAAAUACCUGGGAAUUUCGUUGCAUGGUGGGCAAUGAACAAACUUGGAAGAAGAAUUACGUUAAUUUGCAGCAAUUCGAUCGCUGGGAUUUCCGCUCUUUUACUCAUCAUUGUUUCAAAUGAUAUCGAAUGGCUUCGAUUAAUUCUAGUUUGUCUCGGCAUUGUUGGCAUGUCAGUCUCUUUCACUACAGUUUAUCUAUUUUCCGGUGAAUUGUUUCCUACGGUUGUUAGAAACAUCGGUGUGGGUACCAGCAGUAUGUGUGCUAGGAUAGGUUCCAUCACAGCACCUUUCGUGGUAUCUCUGGAUCAUAUUCAAACUUGGCUCCCACCUGCAUGUUUUGGAAUCCUUCCUCUUCUUGGUGCUGCGCUUUGCUUUUUAUUGCCAGAAACUGUUGGAUGCACGCUUCCGGAAACGCUUCAAGAUGGUGAAAAUUUUGGCAAGACAACACGCAGAAAACUCUAUAAAAUUUCACAAGAAAAUUAUUCGAAAAAUAUGGAAGCAGAGGCGACACUUUGAACCAAGACUGCAAUUAAUUGUUAUAAUUUAUAAAUUGUGAAAAAAUUAGGAAAAGUAUCAAAA
This is a messenger RNA of Apis mellifera (honey bee), 2360 nucleotides long. Its product is annotated as organic cation transporter protein. Gene Ontology annotation, biological process: transmembrane transport. Gene Ontology annotation, cellular component: membrane. The coding region runs from base 666 to 2297 and encodes 543 amino acids. The transcript has 10 exons. The record is from RefSeq and is a predicted model, not a curated record. Gene Ontology annotation, molecular function: transmembrane transporter activity. Lineage: Eukaryota; Metazoa; Arthropoda; Insecta; Hymenoptera; Apidae.